UUCCGUAUUCCCAUCCCUAAAUGUCAUCACUGUGUCGCAACCUCACGCCGCCGUCUACUCUUUUCUUCGAGCCGCCGUCGCCGCUCUCCAUUGCGCGCCUCCAUUCCCUUUCUUCCGCGCUCCACACUAUGAACAGUUCUUAAUUGUGCAAACUCCAGAGGCUGCUCUUGGAAAAGGGCGGAGUUGUUCGUCUGCACUAUGAAGCUUACGUGCCUUAGCAUGGGCCACGGGCUCUACUGCCCUCCUUGCCACAUGCUUGAGCUUUGUGGGUUCCGCGUCCUCCUCGAGUGUCCUCUCGAUCUCUCCGCCCUCACUGUCUUCUCCCCGGUCAUCCCCAACUCCGCACCUGACCUCAUUGGCGCUGUCCCCUGGUAUAAGACCGUCAAAAGCCUCCACCUUUGGGACCCUUCUCUCAUUGACCUUGUUAUCAUAUCCACCCCCUAUGCUAUGCUUGGCCUUCCAUUCCUGACCUGCCUGCAUGACUUCUCUGGCAAGAUUUAUGCUACAGAGGCGGUGGUGAGAAUAGGGUGCCUUAUGAUGGAAGACCUUGUGUCUAUGCAUGCAGAGUAUAAUCAGUUUUAUGGUCCAGAUGAGAGGUCUGGUUGUCCAGGAUGGAUGGAGUGGGAAGAGCUUGAGAAGCUUCCUUUGGAAUUGAGAGAUAUUGUUAUGGGGAAAGAUGGAGAGGAGCUGGGGUCUUGGAUGCCAUUAUACAGUGCUACAGAUGUAAAAGAAUGCAUGCUAAAGAUCCACUCUCUAAGGUAUGGUGAAGAAGCCUGCUACAAUAGCACCUUAAUCCUGAAAUCGUUCAGUUCCGGUUUGGAAAUCGGUAGUUCCAAUUGGAUGAUAAAUGGUCCAAGAAGAAAUUUUACUUAUUUGUCAAGCUCCAUAUUCAAGUCUGCACAUGCAAUGGGUUUUGAUUACUAUUCCCUUCGAGGGAAUGAUUUGAUCUUGUUUUCAGAUUUAUCUGUGGAAAUGACGCAUGAUGGGCCUAAUGAUGCUUAUGGAUGUAAAAUUUAUAAUGAGACAGUGGUGGAAGAUCCUCUUCCUUAUCAUAUUUCAGCUGUUGGGGCCAACUGUGCUAGUGAGCAAGAUUUAGUCAAAUGCUUGCUUGAAAAUGAUGAAAUUUUGGAGGAGUCAGACAAAAUUGCUUUUAUAUGUUCUUGUGUCUUGGAUUCUUUAAAUGAAGGUGGCUCUGUUUUAAUCCCUAUUGGCCGAAUUGGCAUAGUACAUUUCCUUUUGGAGAAAAUAUGGCAGUAUCUGGAAUUAUCAAAUAUGAUGGUUCCAAUAUUCAUGAUUUCUACUAUUUCAGAGGAGAUAUUAGCAUUUAUGAAUGCUAUGCCUGAAUGGCUUUGUGAAGAACGCCAGCUCAAGUUAUUCUCGGGCGAGCCAUUGUUUGGCCAUAUAGAGCUAAUUAAAGAAAAGAAGCUUUAUCUUUUUCCAGUCCUGAACUCCUCUAACCUAUCGAUGAUAUGGCAGGAACCGUGUUUAGUGUUUUGCCCUCAUUGGAAUCUUCGUCUUGGUCCUGCUGUUCAUUUACUUAGUCGCUGGCAUAAAGACCAUAAAUCCUUACUCAUUCUGGAGGAAGGUGUUGAUGCUGAAAUGGCUCUUUUACCAUUCAAGACAUUGUCAAUGAAGGUUCUCCAAUGUUCUUUUUUUGCCGGAAUAAAAUUGAAGAAAAUUCAACCAUUGCUAGAAUUGCUCCAACCAAAGCUAGUCUUGUUCCCUGAUCGAUUGAAGUCCCAGCUCAACUUCUCAAAGAACUACACACACUUGUACUAUUCUGAGAAUUCGACCCUCAGAGUACCAUGCUUGAAAGAGGACUUCGAAGUUCGGUUGAUGAGAUACUUGGAUUUUAAACUUCAGCCUAGAAUAUUACCACAUGAAAAUUUGGCCAUUGCUAGAUUAGAAGGCCAGUUUCUUGUAAGUAAUGGGAAUCAUCUAUUAGUCCCAGUCAAAAACCCCACCCACAUUUCUAGUAAACAACAAUUGAACUGGGGCUCUGUAGAUCCUGAUCUCCUACUUCAAGCUUUAAAAGAUAAAGGCAUCGAUGGUCUUAUUUCUUAUGAUGAAACUGCACCGUGUCAUGGUGUUCACUCCAUUCACAUCAGUGCACCUGACGAAGCUGUGAUUGAGAUAGACUCAAAGCAAACAGUCAUUUUUGCUGCUAAUGAAAACCUGACUGCUGUAAUCUGUGAAACUUUCAGCUCUGUAUGCAGUGGGAUUUAGAACCAAUUUUGUUGUUUGAUGCUCUUUCUAGAUCUAUACUAAAUUCUUGUAAUUUAAUUAAACCUGACUGUUGUAUUUUCUGAUCCUCGUUUAAGUGAAUUUUGAUUGACAUAAAUUUAAAAAAAAAAUUCUAA
Messenger RNA from Dioscorea cayenensis subsp. rotundata (Guinea yam), 2360 nucleotides. Its product is annotated as integrator complex subunit 9 homolog. The record is from RefSeq and is a predicted model, not a curated record. Gene Ontology annotation, biological process: snRNA processing. Gene Ontology annotation, cellular component: integrator complex. NCBI's taxonomy places the organism in Eukaryota, Viridiplantae, Streptophyta, Magnoliopsida, Dioscoreales, Dioscoreaceae. The transcript is spliced from 11 exons. Bases 199 to 2226 code for a protein of 675 amino acids.